This is a messenger RNA of Osmia bicornis bicornis, 2632 nucleotides long. RefSeq names its product GPI inositol-deacylase (gene PGAP1). Gene Ontology annotation, cellular component: endoplasmic reticulum. Gene Ontology annotation, molecular function: phosphatidylinositol deacylase activity. Gene Ontology annotation, biological process: endoplasmic reticulum to Golgi vesicle-mediated transport; GPI anchor metabolic process. Lineage: Eukaryota; Metazoa; Arthropoda; Insecta; Hymenoptera; Megachilidae. The record is from RefSeq and is a predicted model, not a curated record.
AUGACGAAGAAUACCUCGAUUACGAUUCUUGGAGCUGCUCGUUAUGUUACGGAUUUUGAGGAAAAUACUUGUGAUAUGACAUAUAUUGAAUAUCCUCAGUAUGUGAGAAUUUCCUUGGAUAAUAAACUAGAAGAACAAUAUAAAAGAUAUGGAUUAUAUGCAUAUGGAGAAGGUUUCAUUACAGAAAAACUUAGAAGGAUGUAUUUCUCAGGAAUACCAGUUCUUUUUAUACCAGGCAAUGCAGGAUCUCAUGAGCAAGUAAGAUCUCUGGCUUCUGUGAGUUUAAGGAAAAGUUUAAAAAACAGAACUCCAUUUCAUUUCGACUAUUUCACAGUUUCAUUUGGCAAAGACUAUUCUGCCUUAUAUGGAGGUGUACUAAUGGAUGAAACAUUAUAUGUUUCAUAUUGUAUACAAAAAAUUUUAAGUUUAUACAAGACCAAUGUAGAGAAUAUUAUACUUAUUGGACAUUCAAUGGGAGGUAUUAUAGCUAAAGGUUCUCUAGUAUUAACACCAAAUUUAAACGCUAGUGUUGCAAGUAUUAUUAUUACUUUGGCUGCACCUCAUACACCAGUGUUGGUAUUAGAUAGUACUUUAGCUGCUUAUUAUCGAAAUUUGAAUGAUCACUUGAGUGAAAUAAAAGAAGCAGGCACGAGUGUAGUAUCAAUAGGAGGGGGACCACGAGAUAUACUUGUGGCUCCAACACAAAUUUUAGAUUCUACAGCAGAUAUAAAUGUUAUUUCUACUGCUAUACCUGAUGUUUGGAAAUCCACAGAUCAUCUAUGUAUUCUUUGGUGCAAACAAUUAGUACUUGCCGUUGUGCGGUCAUUAUUUGAUUCGGUCAAUUAUUCUCAAAAACCUCCGAAAAUUUUCUCUGAACCUGAAGAAAGAAUGGAGGCUUUAUCAUAUCAUUUCUUACAGCGUACUUCUGGUAAAAAAUUAUAUACCUAUAAACCAACAAUACAGUUUGAAUCUGGUGGUGAAUGGAUAGAAGAUAUUCGAAGACAUUAUACAUGGACUAGUAAAAAUGUAUCUAAGAUGACAUUUUCCAUUUAUCUUAUGAUUAGACUAAGAGAAGAUCCAGAAUAUUUAACCAUAGACACUAUAAAUUUAGAAUCUAAAGAUUGGUUAUUUGUAUGUUCAGCAUCUUCCAUAGAAAGGCAAUCAAGGGUUUGCACUUGGGGCUGGAAUUUAACAAAUAAGACAAGGAUUUCAGUAGAUCCUUUACACCGUUUAAGAAAAACUGUUGAUUUGAAUCUUGAAGAAAUAAAAUACCCUGGUGUAACACACAUUGUAGUAAGGAUUACUCCAGAUGAUUUAGAAAAUUAUGUGGAAGUAAAUGUUAAUUUAUAUCCUUAUGAUACAAGAGUUAUACCUGUUAGAGGUGGUUUACCUGUCUUAAAAAAUUUAUUUAUGAAGUCCCAAGUGAGAAAGUCUGAUUACGGACAUAUUAGAUAUUAUGCCACUCUUGAAAAUAUAAAUGCUGUAGCAGUUGAACUUAAAGCAUCUGGAUGUACAGAUCCAAAACAUCAUGCAAUUGUUGAAUUAAUAGAACCAUGGAGUGUUGGACUUACACAAAUGCAAUUUUUUACUGUUGUGGAUAAUGGACCGAAAACAUUGAAAGUUCAAACCAAAUAUGAUUCUUCUAACAUUUCCGCGAGCUUAAGAAUAACUUUAGACCCGGCAUGUCUCUAUGAAAUUAAUAUUCGAGAAAGUGGUAUUAUAGAUCAGAUUUCUUGUAUCGUAAGAGAUCGUUGGUAUCUUCUAUAUACAACAAUUAUUAGUUUACUCUUAGUAUUUUUGUCAAUCAGAAUUAAUCCUGGUCAUGAACAAAUUCCAGUGAUAUUGAUUACUAUAUUUUUCUCAUUUUACUAUAACUUAGUAUUGGAAAGUUUAGUUGCUACAGCUAUUCUUUGUGCACUUACUAUCGGCGUAUGUUGUUCUAUUAUAUUUCUCGGAUCAGUAGCACAUAGUAUUGCUGUUAGAUUUUUAGCACGAGCAAUAGCUUUUUCAACAACAUGGUCAGAUUGGCUACUUGGUGGAUUAAAUCAACUACCGUUUAUUACUGCGAUUCUUGUUUUAUCUUUAGUACCAGCAACCUGUGGAGCUUUGGCUAUGAUAAUUUCAGUGUUUCUAUAUUUUUUAAAUUUAACAAGAAUGUAUGAAGAUUAUCUAGAAGACUUAUUAAUGGCUUCGUUACAACAUUUUAAUUUAAUACGACAGUUUAGAAAUUUGGAAAAUGAUCCCGAAGAACACGAAAAUACAAGACAGAGAAUAUUUAAUCAUCUUAUUGUCUUCAUACUCUGGUGUUUUACUGCCAUUCCAGCUAUACCAUCUGUACUUGUUUGGGCAAAAAAUUUCAGUUAUGAUAUGAGACUUUCCACGGAAGAUCCUCUGUUACUUCAAAGCUGGAUAAUUUUAGUAGCAUGUAGCACAUUAGGAUGGGUGCAAGUUCCUACUAAUCACCAGGGAACUCGAUCACAAUUAUUGUCUAGCAUAUUAUAUUUUGUUGGUUGGAUUGUACUUUCAAUGGGAGCAGCAAAUCAUCCAUCUUUUUAUCAAUAUUAUAUACCACCCACUGUAGCUGGAAUUAAUGCUAUCAUUGCAUUAAAUUUCAUCACUUCUUAACAUUCAA